AUGACAACUAGGACAUCCUUUGGUUCCACUUCUAGUGAUCUUCUCUCAUGGCUAUGGACAUGUCUAGUCCUUGUGAUUGUGUUGGGGUUUUUUAUGGUGAGCAUGGCCAAGACCCAAGGGUCUUCAACGAUAGAGACGAGGCAGAGGGUGACAAGGAAGAAGAAGGUCAAGGGCAAGGCCAUUGAUGGUGAUGAUGGUGAGUCUGAGGAUCAUGAGGGACCCAAGUCUAGGAAGCUGCAGAGAGCUACUCAUGAAUCUACCAUUAUUGAGAGGAUACCCACUUUUGACCCCGAGGCUAGGAUUUUGAGGACCAAUGUGCGAGGUUGUAUUAUUCAGGUUACACCUGAUAGUAUAGUUGAGUACCUGGGUUAUAUUAGGCCGUCUGCUAGUGAGGUUGAUUGUCGACAUUAUGAGUUCACUGCCAAGAGUCUUCCAGUGUAUAUGUGUAUUAUGUGUGAGGAUGCUAGUAUGUUUGAUGGUGAAUUUAGUCUGGGUAGCUUGAUUGUGGAGAGAUUAUUUGAGGCUCUCCUUCCUAGUGAGGCUCUACCAGUUGUUCCUCCAUCAACUUUGACAUCUAGAGCUACCAGUUUAGGGAUGCUACUUCAACCAUUUCAGCACCAUUUUCCAAAUUUCAUGCCUGAGUCAGAAUAUGCUAUUCAAGAGAUAGGUAGCAGUGAGGAAGAGGAGGCUGAGGUUGGAUUUGAUGAUAAAGAGGAGGAUAAUUUUGGGUUUGAGUAG
This is a messenger RNA of Ilex paraguariensis (yerba mate), 738 nucleotides long. NCBI's taxonomy places the organism in Eukaryota, Viridiplantae, Streptophyta, Magnoliopsida, Aquifoliales, Aquifoliaceae. The record is from the annotation of a GenBank genome assembly.